CCCGGAGCGGCUGCCGCAGGAGGCGGCUAUAUUAGGAAAGUGACCUCGGCGUGCUGCGGGGCGCCUCGCCUGCCUCGCCUUCUAUAGCCGCGCCGCGCUGCGCGGCCGCCUCCGCCGCGGCCCAUUGAGAAGUUCGCCCCGGCCGGGGGGCAGGCAGGCAGGCAGCGGGGGAGCGCUUGAGCCGCUGCGCGGGCCCGGAAGGGGAUCGCCGGGCACGUGUGGAUGCGCGUCGGGCGGCCCAGCCCCCCCAAAGACUAUCUCAGCCAUGAGCCGCAGGGUGGUGCGUCAGAGCAAAUUCCGGCAUGUCUUUGGACAGCCGGUCAAGGCGGACCAGAUGUAUGAAGACAUCCGGGUUUCUAAAGUGACGUGGGACAGCUCCUUCUGUGCCGUCAACCCCAAGUUUGUGGCCAUCAUUGUGGAGUCGGGGGGCGGGGGUGCCUUUAUGGUGCUUCCUUUAGCCAAGACAGGACGUGUGGACAAGAACUUUCCCUUGGUGACUGGGCAUACGGCCCCUGUGCUGGACAUCGACUGGUGCCCCCACAAUGACAACGUCAUCGCAAGUGCUUCCGAGGACACCACGGUCAUGGUAUGGCAGAUCCCAGAUUAUGUUCCGAUGCGCAACAUGACCGAACCCAUCGUCACACUGGAAGGGCAUUCCAAGCGUGUGGGCAUCCUUACCUGGCACCCCACAGCACGCAACAUCCUACUCAGUGCAGGGGGGGACAACAUGAUCAUCCUUUGGAACGUGGGGACUGGGGAGGCUCUCCUGACCUUGGACGACCUGCACACUGACCUCAUCUACAAUGUUUGCUGGAAUCGCAGCGGCAACCUCUUUGUCACCACCUGCAAGGACAAACACUUGCGCAUCAUCGACCCCCGGCAGCGCCUCGUGGUGGCCGAGAGGUUUGCGCCUCACGAAGGGAUGAGGCCCAUGCGGGCCGUCUUCACCCGCGAGGGACUGGUCUUCACCACGGGCUUCACUCGCAUGAGCCAGCGGGAGCUGGGCCUGUGGGAUCCGAAGAACUUUGAAGAACCAAUCGCCCUUCAGGAAAUGGACACGAGCAACGGGGUUCUCCUGCCCUUCUAUGACCCUGAUUCCAGCAUAGUCUAUCUGUGUGGCAAGGGGGACAGCAGCAUUCGUUAUUUUGAGAUCACGGAUGAGGCGCCCUACGUCCAUUACCUGAGCACUUACAGCAGCAAAGAGCCCCAGCGCGGCAUGGGAUUUAUGCCCAAGAGGGGGCUGGACGUCAGCAAGUGCGAAAUUGCCAGGUUUUACAAGAUGCAUGAACGCAAAUGUGAGCCCAUUGUUAUGACUGUGCCACGAAAGUCCGAUCUCUUCCAAGACGACUUGUAUCCCGACACGCCGGGCCCUGAGCCAGCGCUAGAGGCAGACGAAUGGCUGUCAGGCAAGGAUGCCGAGCCCAUCCUGGUCUCGCUACGUGACGGCUACGUCCCUGUCAAAAACCGGGAGCUCAAAGUCGUUAAAAAAAAUAUUCUAGAUAGUAAACCCCCCACAGGGCCACGCCGGAGCCAGUCCACUUGCGACUCCAAUUUUUCUCACUCAGCCCUGGAGGAGCUGCUGGAAGAGAUCCGAUCCUUGCGGCAAACAGUCCAGAUGCACGAGAAGCGAAUCUCCGACCUGGAAAACAAACUGUGCCAAUUCACAAACGGAACGGACUAGUGUCCUCCAGUGGCGCAUGGCACACUCCCUCUGGAGACCUGGAUUCCACUUCCCCGUGCAUCUUCCUCCUGGCGUCUCAGCAGCUUCCUCUCCCCUUGGCACAGCUGGCAAAGGCCCUUGGGGGUUGGAGGUCAAUUUUCUCUCUGCCCAGAGAAAGCAGAGCCCUGCCCCACCCCUUGGCUUGGAAUGAUCAUCUCCUGGCUUGGAAUCUAUCUCUGAUGGGUCUGGAUGGAGAAAAGGAGCAGACCUUCUUUGGGACACAUUCUCCUUGGUUGGGGAGAGGCCUGCUCCAACCUCUCAAGGGGUCAGCCAGGGGCCCAGUCGCCCAUGGAUGGGGAGGGGGGCAGGUUGGCCUGCUAGCCCUCUCUAAUCCAUUCUUUCUCUUUUCUCUGCUGGAAAUGGGUGGGUGGGGGACAUACCAUGUGUUUGUGUGAGUUUUGAGGUGCAGUGAAAGGGACAGUUGAGGCUGUAGAGUCUAUGGCAUUUGUACUGAACUGAAUGAUGUCUGAAGUGGGGGAGGGCGAGGGGGCUGGGAUCCGGGCCCUGCGGGCAGGGACACAUUGGCCAGGGGUGAGAGGAGCAAACCAGCUAUGCAUAAGAGUAGAGCGGUAAAGGAUGGCACAGAAAUGUUGGAUUCCUGAUGUCAUGUUGGGCUGUAAAAUAUCCAUGUACGCUCCUGUCCUCUGUAGCUUGGGUGGUGUGCUCGCCACAUGUGCCAGGGGUUGGAGGCCCAACCUGCUGUCUAUAGGAAAGGGGGGCAGCUGUUCUCUCCCUCUCCAUGGCCACAGGUCACACAUGGAAUAGAACCCAGUGCUUGCAAUGUUGGGCCACAGAGGACCUAUGGUUGCAUUGGCAGGUGCUGGGGCAGACGGGAAGAAGGGCCAGAGCUCAUUUGCAUUUGCUGAUUAAAUAUAUGCGCAUU
This is a messenger RNA of Eublepharis macularius, 2603 nucleotides long. It is a transcript of the gene CORO6, whose product is annotated as coronin 6. Lineage: Eukaryota; Metazoa; Chordata; Lepidosauria; Squamata; Eublepharidae. Gene Ontology annotation, biological process: cell migration; actin filament organization. The record is from RefSeq and is a predicted model, not a curated record. The transcript is spliced from 11 exons. The coding region runs from base 266 to 1681 and encodes 471 amino acids. Gene Ontology annotation, molecular function: actin filament binding.